Messenger RNA from Cylicostephanus goldi, 1038 nucleotides. NCBI's taxonomy places the organism in Eukaryota, Metazoa, Nematoda, Chromadorea, Rhabditida, Strongylidae. The record is from the annotation of a GenBank genome assembly.
AUGCUCCCUAUGAUAUUGAGGUUCUGUCCAUUGACGCUCUCUUACGAACUUCUUUUGAAUGAAGACGUAGACGAUGACGAGGAGUAUUGGCAAAAAUAUUCGACCACUGCCAAAGAUCAGUCGUUAGUUUCUACGAGGUUGUCGUUACCAACGGAACAGCUGAAGCCUUCCUCCGACUAUUUUGUGCGGAUUCGUGCAAUAAAUCAAGCCGGAUCUGGACCUCUUUCGGAGCCGAUUCAGUUCAAAACUCCAAACGGAGGUCCUGAAAAUCCACCAACUGCCGUAAAUGUAGAAAUAAACGAAGCUAAUAUAGCAGUGCUACGAUGGACCAAGCCAAACUCAACAACGGAGAUUCUAAACUACGUCAUCUACUUCACAAGAGAUCUGGGGAUUUCCAACGAAGAUUACCAUGAGUGGCAAACCGUGGAAGUGCCUGCCGAUAAGGAAAGCUUCAAGUUCGAUCAUCAAGUCGGGCUCAAACCAAAAACAUUCUAUCGUGUGAGGGUCAGUGCAAAGAAUGAUGUGGCGGAAGGACCUGUAAGCGAAACGAAGGAGUUCGAAACAGCUCAUUCUGAACUCCCCAUUCCAACGGAUAUUAGAACCAGUGUGGCUGAGGAUAACACCGUGACAAUUACUUUUUCUGCAGUGAGAGAUCCGGAUGAUCAUUCAAAUGCUAUAGGGCGCUAUAAGCUUGAGAUGGCGCAAUCAGACAGCAUUCUGAACGCUAACUGGCAUUUAGUCAACGCCAGCAGCACUGCAGUAGAUGAUAUGAAUUCCCAGGUCACAAUGACCAUAGAUGGUACCCGACUGGCACGAAGCAGUAUGUACUGGGUGAAAAUCACAGCUUCGUUGGAUAAUCCGACAAGAUUUGUGCAAGCGUCGAAACCGCGAUGGUUCCGAACAGGAGAUGGGACUCGCAUCUUGCUCGAACAGCUCUAUAGUUUAGGACUCAAGACUAGGGCCGAAAUCGAAGGCGCACCUGUGAUUGAGAGGGAACCAAACCUCUUCGACACACUCACCAUCGUAUGUCAUGCCGAG